Drosophila arizonae is the source of this 2127-nucleotide messenger RNA. It is a transcript of the gene sim, whose product is annotated as bHLH transcription factor single-minded. Lineage: Eukaryota; Metazoa; Arthropoda; Insecta; Diptera; Drosophilidae. Gene Ontology annotation, cellular component: nucleus; transcription regulator complex; cytoplasm. The record is from RefSeq and is a predicted model, not a curated record. Gene Ontology annotation, biological process: regulation of transcription by RNA polymerase II. Gene Ontology annotation, molecular function: DNA-binding transcription factor activity, RNA polymerase II-specific; protein dimerization activity; RNA polymerase II transcription regulatory region sequence-specific DNA binding.
AAUACUUUGAAAUCGAACGCGCACAGCGCGCAAUGCAGGCUGCAGUUCAAUCAUUUUGCCUCUGAGAUGGAUCCAAAAAAUAUAGCCAAAACGUGUGCCAUGAAGGAGAAAAGCAAAAAUGCUGCACGCACGCGUCGUGAAAAGGAGAAUACGGAAUUUUGUGAAUUGGCCAAAUUAUUGCCGUUGCCGGCGGCGAUAACGUCGCAGCUGGACAAGGCGUCCGUCAUACGUCUGACCACAUCCUAUUUGAAAAUGCGUCAAGUUUUUCCCGAUGGACUCGGUGAAGCCUGGGGCUCCUCGCCUGCGAUGCAGCGUGGCGCAACCAUCAAGGAGCUGGGCUCGCAUCUGCUGCAGACGCUGGACGGCUUCAUCUUCGUGGUGGCACCUGAUGGCAAAAUCAUGUACAUCUCGGAGACGGCCUCGGUGCAUUUGGGUCUCAGUCAGGUCGAGCUGACGGGCAACUCCAUAUUUGAGUACAUACAUAGCUACGAUCAGGAUGAGAUGAAUGCCAUAUUGUCCUUGCACCCGCACAUGCAUCAGCAUCCAGCUGCCUUUCUCAACUCCCUACAGCUCGCUCAGACGCACACGCCCAUUGGCAGCCCGAACGGCGUGCAGCAUCCGUCGGCCUAUGGCCACGAUCGUGGCUCGCACACGAUCGAGAUCGAGAAGACGUUCUUCCUGCGCAUGAAAUGUGUUUUGGCCAAGCGUAACGCGGGCCUCACAACCUCCGGCUUUAAGGUGAUACAUUGUUCCGGCUACCUGAAGGCGCGCAUUUACCCGGACUGCGGCGAUGGCCAGGGCAGUCUGAUACAGAAUCUCGGCCUGGUUGCCGUCGGUCACUCGCUGCCUUCAUCCGCCAUCACGGAGAUCAAACUGCAUCAGAAUAUGUUCAUGUUCCGGGCCAAGCUUGAUAUGAAGCUCAUCUUUUUCGAUGCACGCGUAUCGCAGCUAACCGGCUACGAGCCGCAGGACCUUAUCGAGAAGACGCUCUAUCAGUACAUCCAUGCCGCGGACAUCAUGGCCAUGCGCUGCUCCCAUCAAAUCCUGCUGUACAAAGGACAAGUUACCACCAAAUAUUAUCGCUUCCUGACCAAAGGCGGCGGCUGGGUGUGGGUGCAAUCGUAUGCCACACUGGUGCACAAUUCGCGUUCCUCCCGCGAGGUCUUCAUCGUGAGCGUCAACUACGUGCUCAGCGAGAGAGAGGUCAAAGACUUGGUGCUCAACGAGAUCCAGACGGGCGUCAUCAAGCGUGAGCCCAUCUCGCCGGCUGCCCAGGCGGCGGCCGUGGCCGCUGCAGCAGCCAGCGUCUCGGCGGCGGCGGUCAACGUCUGUGUUGCAGCACAGCAGCAACAGCCGCUGCCGCUGGCGCAGCCACAGUCGCAGUCGCAGGCCCAGCAGCAACAUCCGGCUUCGAGCACACCAACGUUGAGUGUGAGUCCCAAGCUGGAUCCGUACUUUGAGCCGGAGCUGCCGCUGGCGGUGCUGCCGCAGCCGCCCAAUGCCGUCACGCCCGUCAAUGCCAACGCCAGCAACAGCAGCAACAACAACAACAACAACGCCAACAAUAAUAGCAACAGCAACAGCGUGUGGCAUCAGCAACACGCCCAGCUGCACCAGCAUUCAGGCAGCAUGGAUCACGACAGCCUUAGCUACACUCAGCUCUAUCCGCCACUCAACGAUCUGGUGGUUAGCUCCAGCAGUAGUGCGGGCGGCGGCACUGCGUCUAGCGCCGGCGGCAGCGGCUCCAGUGCAUCGGCCUCGUCGUCCGGCGUCUACUCAACGGAAAUGCAGUAUCCGGACACRACAACGGGCAGCCUCUACUACAACAACAACAAUCAUUAUUACUAUGACUAUGAUGCGACCGUGGACGUGGCCACGUCCAUGAUGCGUCCCUUCUCGGCCAACUCGAACAGCUGCUCGAGCAGCUCGGAAAGCGAUCGCCAGUUGUCCACGGGCAAUGCGUCCAUUGUGAACGGCACCUCACCCUCACAGACCACGUACAGCGAUCUGAGUCACAAUUUCGAGCUGAGCUACUUCUCYGACAACAGUUCGCAGCAGCAGCAACAGCAACAACAUUUGAUGGAGCAACAACAUUUGCAGCAGCGAUUGCAUGUGCUUCAGCUCUAA